Messenger RNA from Paramacrobiotus metropolitanus, 1854 nucleotides. RefSeq lists its product as uncharacterized. The coding region runs from base 334 to 1854 and encodes 506 amino acids. The record is from RefSeq and is a predicted model, not a curated record. Lineage: Eukaryota; Metazoa; Tardigrada; Eutardigrada; Parachela; Macrobiotidae. The transcript is spliced from 3 exons.
ACCAUCAAACCACACCGCCAUCUGAAAUCAAAAUUUCGCGAGAGUUUUUUGGAUGACGAUGCGCUUGGAGGUGACCCUGAAGACGUAUACGAUGACCUAUGUACUCUGCAAGAAGCGUUGAAAAAUGCCGGGCUGCAUUUGAACAUCGCCAAAUGCGAAUUGGUAGUGAUCGGAGGGUCCGAAACCGAUCGCCAAAGGGUAACUAACGCGUUUCUCCAAUCGUUCCCUGAUUUGCAGUUGCCGCACCUGAACGAGUUGAACUACCUUGGCGCACCACUCCACGAUGACGCGGUUGCAGGCACCCUUGCUGUUGAAACGGAGAAGAUUGCCAAGAUGACACAACGCUUAACACUGCUGCCUGCCCACCACGCGUUGUACCUUUUGAAAUGCAGCAUGGGUCCGGUAAGAAUGAUUUACAGGUUGCGAACUGCGCGGUGCUACCUGCAAACGGAGUUCUUGCGACAGUUCGACAAAAUGAUCAUCGACUGUCUGUCGAGAAUUACCAAUGUGAACAUUACCGAAGCCAUAUGGAUGCAAGCGGCACUUCCCGUCGCACAGGGUGGUCUCGGAAUCCGGAGCAUUGAGAAGCUGGCCCUUCCAACCUUUUUGGCCUCGGCUUACUCAGUGGCUAAACUGACUAACGAGUUAGUUGAUUUUGACCCGGAAAUUUAUUGUCGCGGCGCCGCAGAAGAGUGGCAGCAAAUGACCAAAGCUGACCUUCCGGCCUUCGAAACCAGAAAACAUCAGAAGAUUUGGGAUGAACCGAUCAUCCACGGCACGGUGGAAACCCUCCUGGCGGCAGCCCAGUCAGACAUGUCAAGCGAAGCCCGUCUUCGCGGUGUGAGCACUAAGGAUAACGGCGCAUGGCUGGAAGCACUUCCAGCCGCUUCCCUCGGUAACUUCCUAAACGACACCACACUCAGAAUUGCUGUCGGCCUGCGUCUCGGCGUACCAGUCACCAUUCCACACCGUUGCAAUUGUGGUGAAUGGGCCGAUGCGCGAGGAUACCAUGGCCUGAGUUGUAAAAAAAGCCGGCGCCGGAAGCCCAGGCACAGCUGCAUCAAUGUCACUUUAAAGCGCGCCUUUGCUUCCGCCGGUAUUGAAACGGAACUGGAGCCUAGUGCCCUGCAACGGAGUCGAAAACUUCGUCCAGUCCGAUCCGAACUAAUAAAUUUUUCUCCGAACCCAGUCCGACUCCGAAUUUUCAAAAUCAUACUCCGACCACUCCGAUCCGUAAAUGUUUUUUACAAAUCCGAAUCCAGUCCGAUCCGCUCCGAAAAUUUUUGUCAUAUUUAUUUUUUAUUUCAUUCCAGAAAAAUCUAUAAUACCUAUACUAUCCGCUUGGAGCCACCUGGUACUUGCCUAACCAAUGGCAAGCGCCCCGACGGAGUGACUUUGGUCCCAUGGGAAAGAGGAAAAAUGCUGACCUGGGACGCCACAUGUGUGUGCACGGUAGCCUUGUCGCACAUCGCGGCAACAUCGAAGCAAGCGGGAGCAGCCGCGGCGCGCGCAGAGCAGGAUAAAGUGGCGAAGUAUCGGGAACUCACCCGGGAUUACCUGUUCCGUGCAUUUGGCGUCGAAACACUCGGACCACUCGGACCGGACGCAUCUCAUUUGGUCACCGAAGUCGGGAAGAUGAUACAACAGGAAACAGGCGAGGUACGGGCGACGGAGUUUUUGCGCCAACGGAUCAGCAUUGACGUCCAACGCGGGAACGCGGCCUCUGUCAUGGGAACAGCACCAGCAUCGGCCAACUUAGACGAAAUGUUCUGUGUGAUUAGGCCGCCCAUUUCCGUACGCCAAAUUGAAUUAAAAAUGCAUUUAUGCACCAGUGCAGAUAGUAUCCAUCCAUAA